Messenger RNA from Tilletiopsis washingtonensis, 1560 nucleotides. RefSeq lists its product as hypothetical. The coding region runs from base 71 to 1444 and encodes 457 amino acids. Gene Ontology annotation, biological process: 7-methylguanosine mRNA capping. The transcript is spliced from 10 exons. NCBI's taxonomy places the organism in Eukaryota, Fungi, Basidiomycota, Exobasidiomycetes, Entylomatales. The record is from RefSeq and is a predicted model, not a curated record. Gene Ontology annotation, molecular function: ATP binding; mRNA guanylyltransferase activity.
CCCUCAUCCCUGCCCCUGCCCACCUCUUCUCUUUCUCAGCAGCGUCUGCACACGCGCACCGUCCGCGCACAUGCCAGCCACCUCGCUGCCAGGGCCCUCGGGCAGCGUGCCUCAGGCCGUGCCCGACGUGCCCGGCGCGCGCGUCGACGAGCAGCGCAGCGAGAGCCUCAAGGCGCACGUCGCCAAGCUGUGCCAGCUGCAGCAUACUCGCUUCCCCGGCGCACAGCCCGUCUCGUUCACCAAGGCCUCGCUCGACCUGCUUCUCACAGAAGACUUCUGGGUCUGUGAGAAGUCAGAUGGGCAGCGUGUGCUUGUCCUGAUCGCAUGGAACAAGUUUGCGCAUCGGCAAGAGGUCUUUCUCAUCGAUCGCAAGAACAUCUAUCGCGAGCAGAGCCGCGCUCUCUUCUUUCCGCACUUUGAGAAGCCGCGCGGCAAGCCCGAGGACCGCAUCGUGCAGGACAUCGGCAGCCGCUGGAAGGCGCUGCAUGAGACGGUGCUGGAUGGAGAGCUGGUGUGGGACACGCUGAAGGACGGACGCCGCAAGCUGCGGCUGCUCCUCUUCGAUGCGCUCGUCAUCGACGGCCAGAACAUGGCCUCGCGCACGCUCGAGAAGCGCUACGGCCGGCUGCAAGCGUACGUGUACAAGCCCUUUGUCGACUUCAUGCGAGAGAACCCACAGCGAGCGCGCGAUAUGGACUUCGAAAUCUUCGUCAAGACGAUGGACCUCGGCUACGGCAUUCAAGCGGUGCUCAAGGACCGGAUACCGCGGCUCGAGCACGGCAACGACGGCCUGAUCUUCACAUGCAUCACCAGCGGCUACACCUGCGGCACAGACUCCAAGAUCAUCAAGUGGAAGCCGCCGUACGAAAACACCAUCGACUUCAAGCUGCGCCUGCGCUUUCCGCCAGACCUGGCCGUUGAUCCGCGCGGCAAUGUGCCAGACCUGUCUGCCAAGCCCUUCUUCGCUCUGGACCAGUUCGUCGGCCGGGAGCGCGGCUCGACGUCCGACGGCUACGAGUACUUUGACUGGCUGCACGUGGAGGACGAUGAGUGGGAGCAGAUGAAGGCGAGCGGCCAGCAGUUCGACGAUGUCGUCGUCGAGGUCUCGUGGGACCUCAAAGGCGGCCCGCUUUCCGCGGACGGCGAACCGACGCCAGGCUGGCGGCUGCAUCGGGUGCGCGACGACAAGCACGACGGCAAUCACCACACCAUCGUGCAGAAGAUCAUCACAUCGAUCGAGGACGGCGUCGAGGAGGACGAGCUGGUCGGCGCCGAGCAGGAGAUGCGCCGAGCGUGGAAGUCAGAGGAGCGCACGCGCAUCAGGAAAGCCGGCCUCGUGCAGAGUCGGACAGAGGCGCCGAGUCGGCCAGAGGCGCCGGCAGGGCGGAGAAUGGGGCCUGGGCCGCCGAUGCGCGGCGUGCCGCCACCGGGGCUCAAGCGGUAGCGGCAAAUGCACAUAUACCAGACGGCACCGCCACGACGUCAGGCGGCCGAUGGGUGACAAGGUACGAUUAUGUGCUACGGCUAGAGUACAUGCUGGGGUCGCGAGUGGGCCUAAGG